AUGAGUCAAGAAGAUAUUCUUCAAUCAACAAAAAUCGUUAUUCAAGGACUUGAAGCCUUAAAAAAUGAACAUGGAAAAAUGCUUGAAAAUAUUCUUGAAUCAAUGCAAUCAUCAUCAAUAGAUACGAAUAAAAUUGAAGAGAAGGCUGGUUUAUUAAGAAAAUCUAUGGAUAUGAUUGAAUUAGGUAUCGGUGAAGCUCAAGUUAUGAUGCAAUUAGGAAAUCAUCUUCAAAAUCUUGAAGCCGAAAAACAUAAAUUACGUUCACAAGUAAAACGUUUAUGUCAAGAAAAUGCUUGGUUAAGAGAUGAAUUAGCAGCAUCACAAAAAAAAUUACAUGAUUGUGAACAAUUAAAUGCUGGAUAUUCUGUUGAACUUGAACAUUUGAAAUUUCUCAAAGAUGUUAAACAAUAUGAUUUAAAUGACAAUAAUUCAACACGAGAUAAAAAUUCAUCACCAACAAAUGUAACAUCUUCAGGACAAACAACAGAUCUUGUUAAUGAUUUAUUUCCAAAUGACGAUGAAGUUUAUAUGGAUCAACAAGAUACAACUGGAGGUAAUCAAUCAAGACGGUUUGAUUCUUAUGCUGAUUUAAUCAUGACACCAUCACAAUCAGCUAGUGGUUCAUUUAUUUCAUCAACUGGUUAUGAAAUACCAGCGAGAUUAAAAACUUUACAUAAUUUAGUUAUUCAAUAUGCAUCACAAGGUCGAUAUGAAGUUGCUGUACCAUUAUGUCGACAAGCACUUGAAGAUUUAGAAAAAACAUCCGGUCAUCAACAUCCUGAUGUUGCUACAAUGCUGAAUAUUCUUGCACUUGUUUAUCGUGAUCAAUCAAAAUUCAAAGAAGCUGCUGCUUUACUUAAUGAUGCAUUAGCUAUUCGAGAAAAGACACUUGGACCUGAUCAUCCAGCUGUGGCAGCUACAUUAAAUAAUCUAGCUGUUCUUUAUGGUAAACGAAAUAAAUUUAAAGAAGCUGAAGUUUUAUGUAAACGUGCAUUAGAAAUUCGUGAAAAAUGUCUUGGUCCAUUACAUCCCGAUGUUGCUAAACAACUUAAUAAUCUUGCAUUACUUUGUCAAAAUCAAGGAAAAUAUGAUGAAGUUGAAUCAUAUUAUAAACGUGCUAUUGAGAUAUAUACAAAAACUUUAGGUAUUGAUGAUCCAAAUGUAGCUAAAACAAAAAAUAAUCUUGCGUCAGCAUAUCUUAAACAACAAAAAUAUAAAGAAGCUGAAAUAAUUUAUAAAGAUGUUUUAACACGAGCACAAGAAAAAGAAAUUUCAAGUAAAUCUUCAUCUCGUACUCAACAACAAGAAACUCAAAGUGGAAUAACAAAUGAAAAUUAUGAUGCACAAGGUGGAUGGUAUAAAACAAUAUUAGCUGAUCAACCAACAGUAACAACAACAUUAAAAAAUCUUAGUUUAUUAUAUCGACGUCAAGGAAAAUAUGAAGCUGCUGAAGCAUUAGAAAAUUGUGCAACUAAAGCACGAAAAGAUCCACAAGUUAUUCUUCAAGCACUCAAUAUUGUUAAACAAACUAAUUUAAAUACUCAACAGCAAAUACCGCCAUCGUCAUCAUCUAUAUCCUGA
Rotaria sp. Silwood2 is the source of this 1581-nucleotide messenger RNA. The record is from the annotation of a GenBank genome assembly. Lineage: Eukaryota; Metazoa; Rotifera; Eurotatoria; Philodinida; Philodinidae.